This is a messenger RNA of Dictyostelium discoideum AX4, 231 nucleotides long. RefSeq lists its product as hypothetical. The transcript has a single exon. Bases 1 to 231 code for a protein of 76 amino acids. The record is from RefSeq and is a predicted model, not a curated record. Lineage: Eukaryota; Evosea; Eumycetozoa; Dictyosteliales; Dictyosteliaceae.
AUGGUAUACAUUUGUAGAGGUUGUAAUCAACCUAAAAAAGAACAAUGUCAAUGCAAACAACUACUAGCAACAUUAGGAACACAACAAAAACUAAUACAAGCACAACAACAACUAAUACAACAACAAAAUCCAAACACAAAUCAUAUUAUGCCAAGUCUUCAAUCUGAUGAAUUCACAACUAAUACAACAAAAUCCAAACACAAGUCAUAUUAUGCCAAGUCUUCAAGCUAA